This is a messenger RNA of Penicillium paradoxum, 1641 nucleotides long. RefSeq names its product MFS transporter. The transcript has 4 exons. NCBI's taxonomy places the organism in Eukaryota, Fungi, Ascomycota, Eurotiomycetes, Eurotiales, Aspergillaceae. The record is from RefSeq and is a predicted model, not a curated record. The coding region runs from base 1 to 1641 and encodes 546 amino acids. Gene Ontology annotation, molecular function: transmembrane transporter activity. Gene Ontology annotation, biological process: transmembrane transport.
AUGGCCAACACUGAAAAUACCAGAGAGCGUUUGCACAUUCCACUCUAUCAGCUUGUUCUUUCUCAAGACAUUAUUACCGAGGAUGUUCUUCGACACAAAUGGGAAGGCAAUGGUACAGAGCGAGACCCAUACCUAGUCGACUGGCUUCAUGAAGAUGCUCGCGAUCCUCAUCAGAUGCCAGAUUGGCUAAAGUGGUCCAUCACACUACUCCAAGCAGCCUCCUUUUUGUCUAUCACGUUCGCUUCGUCCUCUCUGUCAGCAGCCAAUCCCCAAAUCCAGGAAGAGUUUGGUGCCAGCACUGAACUAGUUGUCGCCGACACCUCCCUUUUCGUGCUUGCCUUCGCCAUUGGGCCGGCUAUCUGGGCACCACUAUCCGAGCUGUGGGGUCGUCAGAUCAUUUACUUUAUCACGUAUGGAUUGACUACACUCUUCGCCGGAGCAACAAUAGCAAGCCCGAAUAUUGCGACGCUGCUCGUCUUGCGCUUCCUCGCAGGUGCAUUCGGCUCUUCAGCAAUCUCGAAUGCCGGCGGCGUGGUUUCGGACAUGUAUACAGCUCGGGAUCGAGGAUUGGCCACAAUUGCCUUCAUUGGCGCCCCAUUCCUAGGUCCUAGCCUUGGACCAAUCAGUUGUGCUUUUUUGGCGGUCUCCAACGGCUGGAGGUGGGUGCAGGGACUUACAACUAUAUUCAACGCCGUGGUGUUCUUUGUCGGAAUCGCGUUUAUACCUGAGACUUAUGCCCCAGUUCUCCUACAGAAGCGCGCUGCCAAGCUUACUAGACUGACUGGAGCCGUCCACAAAAGUCGGUUGGACGUUGGCAAUGCAAACCGAACAGCUGGUCAAAUUUUCACUAAGACCAUGGUGCGACCUUGGGUAUUACUCCUUUUAGAGCCUAUUGUGCUUCUUUUGUCUAUUUACAUGGCCAUAAUCUACGGCACAAUGUACAUGGAGUUUGCCGCCUUCCCUAUUGUUUUCGAAGACAAUCUGAAAUGGCCACAGAGUACCUCUGGCCUCUCCUUCCUUGGAAUGAUGAUUGGGCAAAUCAUUGGCUGUGCAUAUUCGAUUCUUGACGAUGGCCGCUAUAAGAAAGUAUCCGAUCGCACUGCCUACGCCAUGGUUGGGGCAGUAACGCUUCCCAUCGGGCUGUUCUGGUUUGCCUGGACCAAUUUCCCACAUAUACACUGGAUUGUCUGCGAGAUUGGCACUGUGUUGUUUGGCUUCUCCCACGUUUCCAUCUUUCUAAGUGUAGUAAACUAUUUGGUCGAUGGAUAUACUCUUUAUGCAGCAUCGGCACUGGCCGGUAAUGCUGUUAUUCGCGCCCUCUUCGGCGCUGCAUUUCCGCUAUUUACAACGCCAAUGUAUGAGAACCUCGGGGUUCACUGGGCCUCAUCCAUAUCAGCCUUUCUCGCUUUCGCUUGUCUGCCGUUCCCGUGGAUUUUCUAUAAAUAUGGACCCGCUAUUCGCCAGCAUUGUCAGUAUGCUGCUGAAUCUGCACGGCAAUUAGAUGCCAUGGCCGACCGCAUGCGUGAACAGGUUGAGCAAAAAGCAGGAAACGAAAAGCCGGCGGUUCAAAUAGAUGCUGCCACAGACUCGAAUGCGUUUGCCGUUGAAAAUGCUAUCGAGAAACCCAAAACAUUGAGCUAA